AUGACUGAAAUACAAAAUUCUCCAACCGAUAAUAAUGAAUUUAUUCCACCUGAAAUAAAAGAUGAAAUGGAACAACUCUAUAAUGAUGUUCCAUAUAUUCGAUCCAAUUAUAAAUUAAUAGAUAAAAUAGGAGAAGGGACCUUUUCAACGGUUUAUAAAGCGCAAGAUAUCAACCAUAAGGUUACCAAGAAAUAUUUUUCUCAUUUUUGGUCAAGUACUGGCAACUCCAAUAAAUAUGUUGCUUUGAAGAAAAUUUAUGUCACUUCAUCACCACAACGUAUCUAUAACGAAUUAAAUCUAUUAUAUAUUUUAACAGGAGGCUCUAAUCAUGUUGCUCCUCUUUGCGAUGCAGCCAGGGUUAAAGAUCAAGUUAUUGCUGUCUUACCAUAUUACCCACAUGAAGAGUUUAGAAAUUUUUAUAGAGAUUUGCCUAUCAAAGGUAUUAAAACAUAUAUAUACGAAUUGUUGAAUGCAUUAAAAUUUGUACAUUCAAAGGGUAUUAUUCAUAGAGAUGUUAAACCAACAAAUUUUCUUUUUAACCCUGAAUUGGGCCGCGGUGUACUUGUAGAUUUCGGUCUUGCUGAAACUCAGCUGGACUAUCCGUCUGUGAUUUCCUCACCAACAACAACAGCAGCAGCAGCAGCAUUGUCAACAGCAACACAAUCGUCAUCUUCGCAUAACUCUACAAUAGAGCGAUUCUCUGAACAGUUUUGUCCUUGCAUUAUGAGGGAUCUAAAUAAUAAUUCUAUAUCUUCUAUAGAAGCAUCGAUAGCACAUCAUCAAGGUGGUAUGGUGACAAUUCAAAAUGGGAAACUGGUUCAUCUGAAUAAUGUACAAGGUGUAGAUUUAACCAAAGGUUACCCUAAAAACGAAACACGUAGAAUUAAAAGAGCCAACAGAGCAGGAACUCGUGGCUUUCGUGCUCCUGAAGUAUUAAUGAAAUGCGGUUCACAGACAACAAAAAUCGAUAUUUGGUCUGUAGGUGUGAUUUUAUUAAGUCUCUUAUCUAGGAGAUUCCCUAUGUUUCAAUCGUUAGAUGAUACAGAUUCUUUACUGGAAUUAUGCGCUGUAUUUGGUUGGAAAACUUUACGUAAAUGUGCAUCACUACACGGGCUCGGUUUUGCGGUAAACGGAUUGCAUCAUAUUAGAGAAGAACCGUAUCCUAACGGAUUGAAAGAGUUUGUAUAUGAAUUAUUGAAGAAGGAAUGUGAUGUGGGAACAUUUCCAGAAUAUAGUGUUGCAUUUGAAACAUAUCAAUUUUUGGAACAAGAUCUACACGAUCGGGUGUCUAUCGAACCACAAUUACCCGUAGAUGUAAUAUCAGAUGGCAAUGAUGCAAUGGCAUACAGUUUGAAGCAAUAUCAAGAAGAGAUAUGGACUGAUCAUUAUUGGUGUUUCCAAUUACUAGAACAGUGUUUUGAAAUGGACCCACAAAAGAGAUCAUCUGCUGAUGAAUUAUUAAAGAAUGCAUUUUUUAAUGAACUGAAUGAUGAGGAGGACAUCAUUAUUUCAACAUCAAAUAGCGACAAUAGCCACCGUGAUAAUAAUACUAUUAGGGAUCAAAUAGAUCAAAUGAAUGAUAUCACUAAUACAGAAAUAGAGAGUACUGAUGAGGAUGAAAUGAGUAGUGAUAUGGAGGAUAGAUUUCAGGAUGAUGACGAUGUAGUACUUAUUAUUGAUUGA
This is a messenger RNA of Arxiozyma heterogenica, 1683 nucleotides long. It is a transcript of the gene CDC7, whose product is annotated as serine/threonine protein kinase CDC7. Bases 1 to 1683 code for a protein of 560 amino acids. The transcript has a single exon. Gene Ontology annotation, cellular component: nucleus. The record is from RefSeq and is a predicted model, not a curated record. Gene Ontology annotation, molecular function: protein serine/threonine kinase activity; ATP binding. Gene Ontology annotation, biological process: mitotic DNA damage checkpoint signaling; protein phosphorylation. Lineage: Eukaryota; Fungi; Ascomycota; Saccharomycetes; Saccharomycetales; Saccharomycetaceae.